AUGGUUUCCCGCAAUACAAUUAAGGAUGACAUAAUGAAGAUUUAUGAGUUUGAGAAAGGGAAAAUGAGUAGCUACUUGGAAAAGCUUGAAACUAGAAUGGCUAUCACAACUAAUAUGUGGACAUCUAAUCAGAAGAAAGGUUACAUGGCUAUCACUGUGCAUUACAUUGAUGAGUCUUGGUUACUACAUCAUCAUAUUGUAAGGUUUGUUUAUGUGCCUCCUCCACGUACAAAAGAAGUUAUUUCUGAUGUGUUAUUGGAUUUUUUAUUGGAUUGGAAUAUGGAUAGGAAAUUAUCUACAAUCACCGUGGAUAAUUGCUCAAGUAAUGAUGGCAUGAUUGAUAUCCUCUCAGAGAAAUUAUCUUCAAGUGGUUCACUUUUAUUAAAUGGAAAAAUCUUUCAUAUGCGAUGUGCAACACAUGUCUUGAACUUGAUUGUGAAGGAAGGUCUAGAUGUCAUUAGAGUAGAAAUUGAAAAAAUUCGUGAGAGUGUUGCAUAUUGGUCAGCAACACCAUCAAGAGUGGAAAAGUUUGAAGAUGCAGCUCGCCAAUUGUGCCUUCCAUGCAACAAGAAGCUAUGCCUUGAUUGUAAAACACGAUGGAAUUCUACAUACUUGAUGCUAUCAAUAGCUAUAACUUAUAAAGAUGUGUUCUCGCGUUUGAAGCAACGUGAAAAGCUCUACACCACAGUGCCAUCAGAUGAAGAAUGGAAUUUAGCAAGAGAAAUAUGUGAAAGACUGAAAUUGUUUUAUAAUAUAACAAAGUUGUUCUCAGGGCAAAAUUAUCCCACUGCAAAUACCUUUUUCAUCAAAGUGUGUGAGAUUAAAGAAGCAUUGUAUGAUUGGUUGAUUUGCUCAAAUGAAGUUGUAAGCACAAUGGCAUCAAGUAUGUUAGAAAAAUUUGACAAGUAUUGGAGUGGAUGUCAUAUUGUAAUGGCAAUAGCAGUUGUAUUGGACCCAAGAUACAAGUUGAAGAUUUUAGAAUUUUAUUUUCCGAUAAUGUAUGGGUCUGAAGCUUCAAGUGAGAUUGAAAAAAUUCGUCAACUAUGUUAUGAUUUGCUUUCUGAGUACCAAUCAAAGUCUAAGAUGGGUCAACAAACUUCAUCUCAUGGUGCUUCAUCAGUUUCAAAUCUCUUUGAGUUGACCUAUGACGAACAAGAUCCUCUUUCGAAGUUUGACUUAUUUGUUCAUAGUACCAGUGAAGAAGGUCAUGCGAAGUCGGAGUUAGACUACUACUUAGAAGAAACUGUUUUGCCAAGGAUUUCAGAUUUUGAUGUUUUGAGUUAG
Molecule: messenger RNA, 1284 nt
Organism: Vitis riparia (riverbank grape)
Lineage: Eukaryota; Viridiplantae; Streptophyta; Magnoliopsida; Vitales; Vitaceae
Product: zinc finger BED domain-containing protein RICESLEEPER 2-like
Exons: 2
Coding region: 1-1284 (427 amino acids)
Molecular function (GO): DNA binding
Source: RefSeq, a predicted model, not a curated record